Maudiozyma saulgeensis is the source of this 813-nucleotide messenger RNA. The record is from the annotation of a GenBank genome assembly. Lineage: Eukaryota; Fungi; Ascomycota; Saccharomycetes; Saccharomycetales; Saccharomycetaceae.
AUGUCACUACAAAAUUAUCGUUUCCCAUUAAGUGACUAUUCUAAUGCUAGAAUGAACAGAUUGGAAUUGUUUGGUGGAAGUCGUCUAGCAGGCGCUACCAAAACCACUUCAAUGACUACAUUGCCUUCCAUUAAAUCUCUUAUUAAUCAUACUUCAGUGGAUGACAAUCAAAUGAAUUUGACACCACGUUAUCAUCACCAUCAAUUACAUACUUUGCCAUCCGUUAUGACAGAACCGUUAUUGGUACGUUCACAUUCAUUACCUAUUCCUCCACUUAGAAACUAUGGUGAAAUUUCAAAAAAAUUGAAAGUUAGAUUACAAUUUGCAUAUUAUAAAUAUAAAACUAAACAAAGUGAUUUAAAUUUUGCUGAUUUAAAACGUCAACAUAUUCUUCAAAAAUCAAAUAAUGUUAAUAAAAGAACAUCACGUAAGGGCCCAAAGAGAAGAAAAUUGGUAGUGUCUCAAGGUAAUUAUAGAACUCCAUCAAAGAAACAUACUACUCAACCAUUAUUAUGUUCUACUGCUACUGCUGCUGCUGAUGAAACAUUUUCAAGGUCAUAUAAUACAUGUGUCGAUUCAAGUGUCUCUACUACCACAAUCCAUAACAACAACAAAAUUAAUAAUAUCAACAAUAGUGGUAAGAUUAACUUAACCACUAUGAAGAAUCAUAAUGAUACUACUGUAGUGAAUACAAUGACGACACCAAUACGUGAUCAACAGAAAUUAAGUUUCUUAAAUAAACAAGAGACACCCAUGAGCGUGAAGGCUGCAAAGUCUUUAAUGCAUUUGUUCACAAGCAGUAAUCAAUUUUGA